Messenger RNA from Linum tenue, 288 nucleotides. NCBI's taxonomy places the organism in Eukaryota, Viridiplantae, Streptophyta, Magnoliopsida, Malpighiales, Linaceae. The record is from the annotation of a GenBank genome assembly.
AGCUUCAACUUGAGGUGCAACUCUUCUUGCUUCCGUGAGCACCAUAUGCCUUAUGUAGUUCAUGGGCUCUCGAACAAGGAGUUGGGUACGCAAACUCCGCAAUCCUUGGUGGCGACAAUCCUUGUUCACGACAGAGAAUCUUCCACAAGGCUUGCAUAAAGCUCAUCUGUACAAAUUAAGAAACGUUUGUACUUAGAAAGAGUUAUUUACAUUUUUUUGCGUUAUAACGGCACAAUGUCACAAAUUUACCAUUGUUUGAACAGAUUGUAGUCGAAAGGAAUUGCGGAC